This is a messenger RNA of Sparassis crispa, 2577 nucleotides long. RefSeq lists its product as hypothetical. The transcript has 10 exons. The record is from RefSeq and is a predicted model, not a curated record. Bases 1 to 2577 code for a protein of 858 amino acids. NCBI's taxonomy places the organism in Eukaryota, Fungi, Basidiomycota, Agaricomycetes, Polyporales, Sparassidaceae. Gene Ontology annotation, biological process: cellular response to hypoxia; endoplasmic reticulum unfolded protein response; negative regulation of hypoxia-induced intrinsic apoptotic signaling pathway. Gene Ontology annotation, cellular component: endoplasmic reticulum chaperone complex. Gene Ontology annotation, molecular function: ATP binding; ATP-dependent protein folding chaperone.
AUGAAGCUCUCUCUUUUCUUUCUCCUUUUGUCAUUGUUCUCCCAGACGACACUGGCCUCCGUUCUGGCGAUUGACUACGGUGCAGACUGGAUCAAGGCUUCGCUCGUGACGCCGGGGGUGCCGUUCGAUGUGCUACUCAACAAGGACUCGAAACGCAAAAUUCAGUCUGUUGUUGGCUGGAAACAGGAUGACAGAUUGUUUGGUUCGGAUGCCUUCAACAUCGCUGGUCGAUUUCCCUCGGACUCGUUUUCUUCUUUAAAAUACCUCCUGGCGGCACCAUACGGAUCUGAGUCAUACUACGAAUCAAUAUCUCAGGCAGACGUCGUGAAGACCGAGCGAGGCACUGUAGCCCUGAAGCGGCCGGAAGGGACAGAAUGGAGUGUAGAAGAGCUAAUCGCGAUGCAGUUCGCAUACGUGCGCGAACUUGCAGAAUCUUCCGCUGGAGAGAAGGUGCACGACGUCAUCGUGACGGUGCCGCCGUAUUUUACACAGUUUGAGCGCGACGCGGUCGUAGACGCCAUCGAGAUCGCAGGUCUGCGCACCCUGGCCCUCAUCAACGAUGGUACUGCGGUCGCUGUUAACUACGCGAUGACUCGCGCAUUCCCAAUGCCCGAAUACCACGUCAUCUACGACGCAGGAGCCUCGUCCAUUCGUGCGACUGUCGUGUCUUUCGCAACAGGUUCAAGUGAGCCAAACUCAAAAAGUGGCAUCGGGGAUAGCACACAGAUCUCCGUAGCGGGCGUCGGAUAUGACCGGUCCAUUGGAGGAACAGAACUUGACCGUCGGCUCAGAGAAAUCAUGAUCAACGACUUCCAGCGUAAACACGGGAAGAACAUCCGUGGAGACAAAAGAGGCAUGGCGAAGCUGUGGAAAGAAGCGGGGCGCGUCAAGGCGAUUCUAAGUGCGAACUCCGAAGCUAUGGUGACGGUGGAAAGUCUUGCGUUCGACAUUGACUAUCGGUCCAAGAUUACAAGGGCAGACUUCGAGAUCGCAUGCAAAGACUUGAAGGGCCAAUUCGCCCGCCCCAUCUUCGACGCCCUCGCGAAGGCUGGGCUCGCCUUGAGCAAUGUCACAUCUGUCGUUCUAACUGGCGGCAGUUCUCGAACUCCCAUGAUUCAGGCCGCCGUAAAAGCCGCUGUGGGAGACAACAAGAUCGCUCUGAACGUGAAUGCCGAUGAAGCCGCUGUACUAGGCGCCGCUCUGCAUGGUGCUAGUCUCAGUCGUCAAUUUAAGACAAAGGACAUCAAGGUCUCCGACAUCGGUGUGCAUGAUAUCCAAGUUUCCUACUCGUCCGAAGCCAAGUCUGUGAACGGUAGGCCGCGCACGAUCAGCACGCUGGUACUACCGUCCGGCUCCAAGACCGGUAGCAAGAAGACGUUAACCUUCAAGCGCACGGAUGACUUCUCCGUGAAGUUGGAAUACAAGACUUCGCCAGCCCCUGGAUAUUCUACGGACAUCUUGGAAGUUGAUAUCGUGGGCGUCGGCGAUGCGAUUCGUAACCUGACAGAUCUCGGAGCGAUCGAUCCUGUGGUUAAGGCCACCGUCGUUUUGUCCGAAUCUGGAUUCACCUCAGUCCACGAUGCGAUUGCCUUUGGCGAAAUCAAAGAUGACUCACUGGCAGGGAAACUGAAAGAAUUUUUCGCGGGGUCGCCCUCGUCCUCGGAAGAGACCACAGCUGAGCCAGAGACGGCCGUACGGGAUGAGCCAUCCGCGUCGUCAAUCUCUGCCCCCGCUUCCCCCUCGCCUGCACCGGAGAAAACGUCACAGCGACACAGUACUAUCUCGCUGGAUGUACAGGUUAAAUUCCCCUCUAUACCCCCUAUGUCUGUUCCAGAAAAGCGUCACUCGCGUGAUAGGUUAAUUGCCGUUGAUAAUGAAGAAGCCAUGAAGCGGCGCAAGGAGGAAGCGAGGAACUCACUGGAGGGAUAUCUCUAUAGACUGCGCGACUUGCUGGAUGACGAGUCGGAUACCCCCUUCAUGAAAUGUUCGCAGGAGGCAGAGCGCCAGAAAAUGGCUGAAAAAUUGCAAGAAGCUCUGUCCUGGCUGCAUGAAUAUGGAGACGAUGCCCAGACUAGAGAGUAUCUUGACAAGAGAAGUGUCUUGGAGAGCCUUGAGCGACCUGUUGUACACCGAUACAAGGAGAUCGAAGAAUUCCCACAAGCGCUGAACAACAGCCAGAUGUGGAACUGGAGCACACGACUCUUCUUGACAGAAGCGAAGGCGAACAUGACGAAUGUGGGACAGGGCGGUCCUCAGUCACGAUAUACCCAGGACGAACUAGAUGCGCUAGAGAGGGUGCUCAUAGAGCACGAGCGGUGGCUGAACGAGUGGGUGGAGAAGCAGAAGUCAGUGAAGAUGAACCAAGAUCCGGUGAUAUUAUCGAGCGAGAUGAGGGCGCGGGCGAAGAUCCUGGAAAAUCAUCUGCAGAAGUUGGUAAGGAAGAGGCCUCCUAAGGCACCCAAGAAGACGCUUGCGAAGACGGAGGCGACACCGACGACCAGCGCGAAUGAGGCGGACGAUUCGGAGAGAACGCAGCCGACGGCGCCAGCGGGAGAUCAGCAUCAUGAUGAACUGUAG